CCACAUAAUCAGUAUCCUAACGUCUCCUAGCAGUGGUGCAAGGUAAUAACAUUAUCCUCAAUGUAAAAUUGCCUAUUUAUAGUCACUGCCUCUACCACCAGCACCAGCAGAGCCUGAGCUGAGAGGAAACCACAGUUCUCACUCCCUAGAGCAGCCCUUCCCAACAUCUGUUAAAAACAUGGUGGAUUACUACCAAGUUCUAGGAUUGCAGAGACAUGCUUCACCUGAGGAUGUUAAAAAGGCUUAUCGAAAAGUGGCACUUAAAUGGCACCCGGAUAAAAAUCCAGAAAACAAAGAAGAAGCCGAGAGAAAAUUCAAAGAAUUAGCUGAGGCAUAUGAGGUAUUAUCGCAUGAUGAAAAACGGGACAUUUACGAUAAAUACGGCAAAGACGGAUUAAAUGGUGAAGGUGGAAGUGAUUUCGACGAUUCUUCUGAAUAUGGCUUCACAUUCCGUAAGCCAGAUGAUGUCUUUAAAGAAAUUUUUGGUGAAAGGGACCUAUUUUCAUUUCAUUUCUUUGAAGACUCACUUGAAGACCUUUUAAAUAAUUCAAGGAGCUCCUAUGGAAGCAGAAACAGAGGUGCAAGAUACUUUUUCUCUACAUCCAGUGAAUAUCCAGUUUUUGAGAGAUUUUAUUCAUAUGACACAGGAUAUACACCAUUUGGUUCACUGGGCCACGAGGGACUUUAUUCAUUUUCUUCCCUGGCAUUUGAUGAUAGCGGGAUGAACAACUACGUUACUGUUACAACUUCAGGUAAGACUGUUAAUGGCAGAAAUACCAAUACAAAAAGAAUUAUUGAGGAUGACCUAGAAAGAGAUGAAGACAAUGAUGAGUUGAAGUCCUUUCUUUCAAAUGGUGUGGCAGAUGAAGAGGGCUUUGCUGAAGAAUGCAGUUGGAGAAGACAGUCAUUCAACAAUUAUUCACCAAAGUCCUGCAGCCCCAAACAUGCAAACAAUGAUGAGCAGGGUAUAACUUGGGUCACCAACAACUGGAAUCCCUCUGUUUUCUCAGCAGGAUUCAAAGAAGGUGGUAAGAGAAAAAAAAAGAAGCAUAAAGAAAUACAGAAGAAGAAGUCAACUAAAAGGAAUCGUUAAACUGAUUCUUCAGACACAUUAUGUUCAUAUAACAUUUGAAUACAACUCUCUGGGUGUUUCUGUUAA
Odocoileus virginianus texanus is the source of this 1159-nucleotide messenger RNA. It is a transcript of the gene DNAJB7, whose product is annotated as DnaJ heat shock protein family (Hsp40) member B7. The record is from RefSeq and is a predicted model, not a curated record. NCBI's taxonomy places the organism in Eukaryota, Metazoa, Chordata, Mammalia, Artiodactyla, Cervidae. Gene Ontology annotation, molecular function: Hsp70 protein binding.